Messenger RNA from Sitophilus oryzae (rice weevil), 2694 nucleotides. RefSeq names its product general vesicular transport factor p115 (gene p115). Gene Ontology annotation, molecular function: protein binding. The record is from RefSeq and is a predicted model, not a curated record. Gene Ontology annotation, biological process: endoplasmic reticulum to Golgi vesicle-mediated transport; transcytosis; vesicle fusion with Golgi apparatus. Bases 64 to 2571 code for a protein of 835 amino acids. The transcript is spliced from 13 exons. Gene Ontology annotation, cellular component: Golgi stack; endoplasmic reticulum; Golgi membrane. Lineage: Eukaryota; Metazoa; Arthropoda; Insecta; Coleoptera; Curculionidae.
GUCUGCGACGUGUCUUGUCAAUUUUGACAAACCUAAUUAAAUUUUUAAGGAAAAAUACAAAUAAUGGAAUAUUUUAAAAGCGGUUUAAAGUCUGUUUUAGGCGCUCCACCGCCUGGAACACAAAUAACUGGAGCCGAAACGGUGGAAAAGUUAGUGUCUCGAGUUAGUACUAGUACGUUGUUAGAAGAUAGAAGAGAUGCAUGUAGAGCACUCAAAGCUAUGUCCAAACAGUACCGUCUUGAAGUUGGGGCACAGGGUAUGGAUAUACUUCGUCAAGUAUUGGAACUUGAUAGGAAUGAUUGUGAAAUAACUGGGUAUUGUCUAGAUGCUUUAUGCAAUAUCACUUCAAAGGAAGUUUUUGAAGAUGAAAAUCAAAGUAACAUGAACAUGGCUGUGAAUGUUGGUGAACAGUUUUCAGAGAUGUUUUUGAAAAACCAAGAAAAUGUGUCAUUGGUUUUGAGUUUUUUGGAUGAAUAUGAUUUUAGAGUGAGAUGGCCAGCAGUAAAACUCCUCACAUCACUAACAACAUGCAAACUUAAAGAAAUUCAGGAUAUAAUCUUAGUGAGUCCGAUGGGGGUUUCAAAAUUAAUGGAUUUGUUAAGCGAUAAUAGAGAAGUAAUAAGAAAUGAUGCCCUUUUAUUGUUAAUAAAUCUAACAAAAUCCAAUGCCAACAUACAGAAAAUUGUAGCUUUUGAAAACGCAUUUGAUAAGCUUUUAAACAUCAUCACUGAAGAAGGUUAUACAGAUGGUGGAAUUGUAGUAGAAGAUUGUUUGCUGUUGAUGCUGAAUCUUCUAAAAAAUAACACAAGCAACAUCAAUUUCUUUAAAGAGGGUUCAUACAUACAGAAAUUGGCUCCAAUGUUUAUUUUACCAGAUAAUCUCGAAGAGGUAGGCUGGAGUCCUCAGAAGAUAUCAAAUUUUCACUGUGUUCUACAGUUAGUGAGAACACUCGUGUCUCCGAAUAAUCCCGCACAAAUAAUUACAAGUUGCCAAAAAACACUGAGAGAUGCGGGAUUAUUAGAGUCUCUUUGUAAUAUUCUGAUGGCCAGUGGUGUUCCAGCUGAUAUUCUUACUGAAACAAUCAACACUGUGGCAGAAGUGAUUCGUGGCAAUUUAACUAAUCAGGAAUUUUUUGCUAACGUUUUAGCACCAUCAAAUCCUCCAAGACCAGCAUUGGUGGUUUUAAUAAUGUCUAUGGUUAAUGAGAAACAACCUUUUGCUUUAAGGUGUGCUGUGUUAUAUUGUUUUGAGUGUUUCCUGUAUAAAAAUGAAAUAGGGCAAGAUCUGGUGGUUCAGACACUUCUACCAAGUUCAACUGGAAAUACAACAGUUACAGCAGGCCAAUUGUUAUGUAGCGGCUUGUUUAGUAACGAUUCUUUGAGCAAUUGGUUUUCUGCAGUUGCUUUGUCACACUGUCUUAUAGAAAAUCCAGCCCAAAAAGAGCAGUUACUAAGGGUUUUGCUAGCUACAAAUUUAGGAGCUCAGCCUGUCACAUUACUGAACCAGUGUGGUGUGUUUUUGCAACAUACCAGCAAACUACAAGCAAAAUUGGGUAUACUAAUGUUGCUUUCUAUGUGGAUGGCUCAUUGUCCUGCUGCAGUGAAGAUUUUUUUGAAUGUGCCAGGAGCAAUGGCUUUUUUGACAGCCCAGACUUCAGCUAGCGAAUUUGACAAUAAUGAGGAAUUACUACAAGGACUUUGUGCCUUCAUUAUGGGCCUCUGUGUCCUUUUCAACGACAAUACUGUACAGAAUUAUUCAAAAGAAAAUCUUUCUCAGCUCAUUGAAAAACGAGUCUGUAUAGAAACAUACUGUAAAAAACUUAAUGAAAUAUCUAGACAUGAAGUUUAUGCCAAAGCAGCAAAACAACCCCAAAUUAAAGCCAAGCAUUCCAGCGAAUUAUUGCUGGAAUUUGAGUUUUGCAAGUUGUUCAAAGUUAUGGAAGGGCUAAUCAUCCAAGCUUUGGGUGUUCAAAGAGAUCUAUCAAAUGGUAUAUCAGAACUGAGCUUGAGUGAGCAUGAAAAUGCUUUGUUAUUACAGUAUAAAGAGUUGAUUAGAGAUCAGGAUAAGAAAUUACAAGACUUGCAGAGGAAGUUCAAUCAUCUUCAGAAGGAAUGUAAUGAUUUGCAGACACAAGUGGAAGAAUUGCAACAAACCAAUACACAAUUAGUGGAUCAAAAUACUUUGUUAAAAGUACAGUUAUCCACAGCGAAUACGUCGCAUGUCACGAAUAUCAUACAUGAAGUUAAAUCAAUGUCGCCUGAAUCAGCAGAGCCAUAUCCAGUGUUUAUUCACGGAAACAACGACCUACUUUUAGACAGAAUAAAAAAAUUAGAAGCAGAUAAUGAAAGGCUUGAGAAAGUAGAAUCAGAAUUAGCAGAGAAAACAUCAGAAUUAGAAAGUUACCAAAGAGAUCAGGACGAUCUUUUAGAAUUACUAACGGCACAAGACACUAAAUUAAACAAAUUCAAAGAACGAUUGAGGCAAUUGGGUGCUUUAUCGAGAAGCGAUGAGAGUUCUUCCGAUUUAUCCGAUAACGAUAACGACAGAGAUAGCGGACCAUCUUUACUCUAAUUUUUUAGUAUUUAAGUCAAACGAUUCGCAAGUAUAGUUUGUCCAGCAAGAGAAAAUACUAUUUAGAAAGAGAACAUCCAAAAAAUAACAGAAAAAAUGAGAUUGAUAUAUAUUUGAACUAAA